Medicago truncatula (barrel medic) is the source of this 1285-nucleotide messenger RNA. Its product is annotated as gibberellin 20 oxidase 2. The transcript has 3 exons. The record is from RefSeq and is a predicted model, not a curated record. Lineage: Eukaryota; Viridiplantae; Streptophyta; Magnoliopsida; Fabales; Fabaceae. The coding region runs from base 75 to 1163 and encodes 362 amino acids.
UAGUCUAUAAGCUAUAUCGAUCAUUACUUAAUCAUUUGUGUUCGUGUUAAUUAAAGUUCCUUUCCAUAUCGUAGAUGGAUUCAAGUCAAUUAUUGUGUGAACUUCAAAUUCAAUCUCACGUGCCAAAAAAUUUCAUAUGGCCAAAGGAGUAUCUAGAGGAUGCUCAUGAAGAGCUCCAAGCACCAGUGGUGGAUCUUGAAGGGUUUCUCAAAGGGGACAAUGAGGCCACACAACAUGCUGCUAUGCUCAUAAAUGAAGCUUGUUUGAACCAUGGUUUUUUCCAAGUCAUUAAUCAUGGUGUUGAUCUACAUCUCAUUACUCAAGCUUAUGUUCAAAUGGACACUAUUUUUAAACUCCCACUUCAUAGGAAAGAGAGUGUUUAUAAGGCACCUGGUUCCAUGUGGGGCUAUUCUGGUGCUCAUGCUCACCGUUUCUCUUCUAAGUUGCCUUGGAAGGAAACUUUCUCUUUCCCCUACCUUGAAAAUGCAGUCGAGCCUGUCGUCACUAACUACUUCAAAUCUACCCUAGGGGAUGAUUUUGAACAAGCGGGAGUGACAUUUGAGAAGUACUGUAAUGCAAUGAAAGAGCUGGGAAUGAAUCUAACAGAGCUAUUGGCAAUAAGCUUAGAAGUGAAUGAUCGGUUACAUUAUAGGGAGUUGUUUGAAGAAGGUUGUUCCAUUAUGAGGUGCAACAAUUACCCAUGUUGCAAGCAACCUAGUCUUGUCCUGGGUACAGGCCCUCAUUGUGAUCCAACCUCAAUAACACUACUUCAUCAAGAUCAAGUUGGAGGUCUUCAAGUUUUUGUUGACAACAAGUGGCAUACGGUUCAACCCCUUCCUAACGCAAUAGUUGUGAAUAUUGGAGAUACCUUCAUGGCAUUAUCAAAUGGAAGGUACAAGAGUUGCCUACAUAGGGCAGUGGUUAACCAGCAUAAGCAGAGAAGGUCGUUGGCUUUCUUUCUAUGUCCCAAAGAAGAUAAGGUGGUGAGACCCCCUCAUGAUAUUAUUAGCAGAGAUGGGACCAAACAGUAUCCAGAUUUUACAUGGUCAGAUUUGCUUGAAUUCACUCAAAAUUAUUACAGAGCAGAUGAAUCCACACUCUCAAAUUUCACCAACUGGUUGCUAUCUUCCAAAUCACAAAACUUUACGUUAAUCAACAAAUAGAUUCUGUUGUUAUGCUACUUUAUUUUUAUAAGAGGUUCAAACGCAAUCUUUCCUUUAAAUUCUCCCUGUCGUUUUCCUACAUUGCAAAACUUCCUACUAUAUGUAUUGCAUUUUAUAUGUAU